Nannospalax galili (Upper Galilee mountains blind mole rat) is the source of this 692-nucleotide messenger RNA. It is a transcript of the gene Abracl, whose product is annotated as ABRA C-terminal like. NCBI's taxonomy places the organism in Eukaryota, Metazoa, Chordata, Mammalia, Rodentia, Spalacidae. Gene Ontology annotation, biological process: regulation of actin filament-based process. The record is from RefSeq and is a predicted model, not a curated record. The transcript has 3 exons. Bases 197 to 442 code for a protein of 81 amino acids.
CUCCUUUCCUGUGAGCAAAGUCUUACUUUCCCCCUCGCCGUUCCUCCUCCCCUUCCUCCACCAGCUUAGUCUUUCUCUUCCCUUGGGCCACUUCCUUCUUCAGCCUCUUCCUCCCCAGUGCUCGGAAGCCGAGUGCCCUGACCAGACGCCCGCGGCACCAGUACUUCAUCAAAGAAGGAACUGGUCCAAGUCAGCAAUGAAUGUGGAUCAUGAAGUUAACCUCCUAGUGGAGGAAAUUCAACGUUUGGGUUCAAAAAAUACUGAUGGAAAGUUAAGCGUGAAAUUUGGGGUUCUCUUCCAAGAUGACAGAUGCGCCAACCUCUUUGAAGCAUUGGUAGGAACUCUGAAAGCUGCAAAACGAAGGAAGAUUGUCACAUACCCAGGAGAACUGCUUUUGCAAGGUGUUCAUGAUGAUGUUGACAUUGUAUUGCUGCAAGAUUAAUGUAGCUUACAUCUUUCAGGUAUCUGGUAAACUGGGAAUAAUGACGUCAAAGGACAAACACGGGCUUCCUUAAUGUAUUUUUAUAGAACUUUGUAAACAAGAGGGGACUCAUUUUAGAAAGCCUCUCCUUUUUAAAAAAAAAAAUAACUUGAAAGGAAACAUAUCACACUGUAAAAUAAACAAAACCUAUUAUUUUUCUUAAGAAUGUGAUUGGGGCUGGGUGUGGUGGCGCACACCUUGAAUCCCAGCA